Toxotes jaculatrix (banded archerfish) is the source of this 938-nucleotide messenger RNA. Its product is annotated as neurocan core protein-like. Lineage: Eukaryota; Metazoa; Chordata; Actinopteri; Toxotidae. The coding region runs from base 377 to 886 and encodes 169 amino acids. The transcript is spliced from 7 exons. Gene Ontology annotation, molecular function: signaling receptor activity. The record is from RefSeq and is a predicted model, not a curated record.
CUGCAAACUGCUGUUUACUCUGGUCUUCUUCACACGCCGUCAGCUGUGAACCAAACAUCACAUGACUGCAUGCAGCUCUACUCAGAGCUUUAAUCCGUACGUUAAACUCAACACUGUUUAGUUUCCAAACAGGUAAACACAGGUGAGCUGUGAGGAUAAAAGUGAGACAGAGGCACUGCUGUCACAGACGGAGCGGAGACGAGCAGCCGGGACAUCAGAGGAACCAGACGAGGAACCGGCACUGACCUGUCCCUGUCCCAGAGACAAAUCACACCAUUGACAACAAAAACUUCACGACAGGAUCUGAUGUCACUGCCCUCACAGUUAAAGCGACUGAGGCUUCAUCAUCACUGAGACAGUCACAGAGCUCUGAGCCAUGAGGUCUGCUGCCCUGCUCCUGCUCCUGGUCCUGGUCUACGUCCAGGCCGCUGCAGCCGACGACGUCACAGAGAGGAUUCGUCACAACUGCAAAACCCUGUACCCGGCCAAACCCUGUGGAGACGGCUGGUUCCGGAUCGACGUGUACCGCUGCGCAAAAUACUUCUGGACUCCAAGAACGUUUCGAGAUGCAGAUAACGACUGCCGCCGCCAGAGAGGUCACCUGGUGUCGAUGCACAACGCCGUGGAGUACAGCCAGGUGCUGUGCUUGGCCUUCAGAGCCAACAAACGCAAAGACCACUUCUGGAUCGGCGGGAGGAGCAAAUAUCUAUGGCACAGCUUUCAGUGGACAGACAAGACUCCGUUUGAGUUCCAGAGAUGGGCGUUCUUCCAGCCGGACCGGGAGCCCGGGGAGGAGUGUGUGGAGAUGAACUAUGAGACCUGGGGAUACUGGAACAACGCCGUCUGCUCAGGGAAGAAGUACUACGUCUGUGCCCGGAGAAUGUGAGCCUCAUCCUGAUCAGCUGACCGGAGCACUGUCUGAUGCUAACAGCUAACAU